AUGGCCAACAAAGCACAGCCUCCUCACCUGCACCUGGCCGAGGUCACUGCGUCCCAAUUUCUUGACAUCUGGAAACAUUUUGACGCCGAUGGCAAUGGCUAUAUUGAAGGGAAGGAGUUGGAGAAUUUCUUUCGGGAGCUGGAAUCUGCCCGGAGGGGAGCUGGAGUGGAUCCUUCAAACCCAACCUUUCGAGAAAAGAUGAAGGAGUUCAUGCAAAAGUUUGACAAGAAUAAAGAUGGAAGAAUUGAGAUGUCAGAGCUGGCCCAGAUUCUCCCUACUGAAGAGAACUUCUUGCUCUGCUUCAGACAAUUUGUCAGUUCCAGUGCUGAGUUCAUGGCGGCAUGGCGUCGAUAUGAUACAGACCGCAGUGGCUACAUUGAAGCAAAUGAAUUAAAGGGCUUUCUGUCGGACCUCUUGAAGAAGGCUAACAGACACUACGAUGAGCAGAAGCUUAUGGAAUACACACAAACCAUACUCAGGAUGUUUGAUCUCAAUGGAGAUGGAAAACUAGGCCUUUCAGAGAUGGCAAGACUCCUACCUGUUCAGGAGAAUUUCUUGCUUAAAUUCCAGGGUGUCAAGCUGACCAGUGAGCAGUUCAAUGCAAUCUUUGCAUACUACGACAAGGAUGGUAACGGCUACAUUGACGAGCAGGAGUUAGACGCCCUGCUACGCGACCUUUGCCAAACCAACAAGACGGAGGCAGACUUGCAGAACCUGACCGGCUACAAGCGGAGCAUCAUGAGUCUUUCUGAUGGAGGGAAGCUCUACCGCGGAGAGCUUGAAAUCGUCCUCUGCAAGGAGCCACUUCAAUGA
Nerophis lumbriciformis (worm pipefish) is the source of this 813-nucleotide messenger RNA. NCBI's taxonomy places the organism in Eukaryota, Metazoa, Chordata, Actinopteri, Syngnathiformes, Syngnathidae. The record is from RefSeq and is a predicted model, not a curated record.